CACAAAAAUAGAACAAAACCCACAAAAGGAGGAUUGAGAAGGGAGAGUGUUGGCCAAACAAAGCCAACCAAUACCUUAAACCACACAAACAAGAACCAGUUAUAUCAAGGCGAAUCAACCAACCAAUGUGAGUUUCCUUCUUAAAUCCCAUUCCUUUUCUUGUUCUACUUCCGGACAUUCCUCUCCUUCAGGUCCUUUUCCGGCCAAUGUCCACCGAUUUGACUCGCAUUCCUUUCCCCUCACAAGAUCACGCCAGUCCUCCUGUCACCAUUGUCCUCACACUCAUCCUCGUUGCCUUCCUCUUCGUCGGCUUCUUCUCCAUCUACUGCUGCCGCUGCGUUGUGGACUCCUUCAUCCAUUCCCGCAACGUCCGCCGCUCCACCUCCGGCAACCUUCUCCACCCUUCCACCGAUUCCCCUGCCGCCCCUACUGGCCUCGACCCACUUCUCAUCAACUCCUUUCCCACUUUCCCAUAUUCCAAAAUCAAGGAAUUUCGCAGUGACAAUGUGGGAUUAGAAUGCGCCAUUUGCCUUCUCGAAUUCAACGACGAGAGCUUCCUUCGCCUUCUCACUGUUUGCUACCAUGUUUUCCAUCAGGAGUGCAUUGAUCUCUGGCUCGAAUCCCACAAGACCUGCCCUGUUUGCAGGAGAAAUCUCGACUCCGAUUUACGGAGGAAUUCUGCUGAUAAGACCUCUGAUCCACCACGAACUUCCCACCGUGAGUCAAUUGAAGAUGCUAUUAGUAUUGACAUUGAUGAGGACGCCGAUGCCGAUGCCGAUUCCGAUGCCGAUGACAACGAGGGGUCUUGUUCGAACAAGGGAAAACAGAGGAUUGAAACAGAGGAGGUGGAGAAGGAAGAGAGUAGGAAGAAAUUCUCGAGAUCGCAUUCGACAGGGCAUUCGAUUGUGAAGGCGAAAAGAGAAGGAGAAAGUCGGCAUAAGUUGAUAUUACCGGAGCACGUGAAGGUUAAGAUCCUAAGAGGGCAUAAUUGGACGGGGAGUUGCGUGACAUUUAAGGAGUUGGCGAGGAACCCUAGCAAUGGCGGUGGGUUUUCAGAGCUCUGUGGAAGGGGUGAUCGGAAUAACUUGCAGAAGCCGGCAUGUUCAGCUUGAUUAGUUGAGUUUUGAUCCCUUUCUACUUCUAGAUUGUUGUUUUUUUGUUUAG
Molecule: messenger RNA, 1164 nt
Organism: Cucurbita pepo subsp. pepo (vegetable marrow)
Lineage: Eukaryota; Viridiplantae; Streptophyta; Magnoliopsida; Cucurbitales; Cucurbitaceae
Source: RefSeq, a predicted model, not a curated record